GUGGACUCCAGUUGAAAACAUCCGGCUGUCUGUGCACGUGUGGGCAUACUCGGAAAUACAUAUUCAUAUUCUACAGUAUAAUAAGCUAUGUAUGUGUCAAGAGGAAAAACAACAUACGUAUUAUAACCUGCACUGUAGUUUAUUAGAACGCUCAGCCUGCAAGCGUAAUCGUCAGCUAGCAAACGUUGGCGACAUCGCUAUCAAGCCAGUGUAUCUGGUUUGGGCUCUGCAGACUGCAACAUUUCUAACGUUAAUACUAAGUUAGCUAGCCAUUCAAGAUAUUUGUUUUGGGGGGAAAAAUAAGACAUUUGUGUUGGAUUCUGUUGGGCUUGGGUUUUAUACUGUACGUUUCAGAGCUUGGCUCUAUAUUUUACGAUCUCAACUGACACAUUGUAGCAUUUAGCAACAUACCCAUCCCCAUGGCUGGAAGAGGCAGGGGUCGUGGAAGGGGACAGAUGACCUUCAACCUGGAGGAUGUGGGCAUAGGAAGGGGGGACAGCCUGCCCCCCACCACCUUUAAGCCCUCACCCCUCUUCCCUCCCAUGCCAGUCCAGCCUGUGCCCCUGCAGACAGGAGAGGAGGUGGAGUACAUGCUUGCUCUGAAACAGGAGCUGAGGGCCGCCACCAAGACCCUGCCUUUCUACAUCAGACGGGCUGCUCCCAAAAGAGAUGUCGAUCGCUACUCUGAUAAGUACCAGAGCGGAGAGCCCAAGGACAGCACCAUCGAGUGGAGCCCAGACUGGAGCAGAUUGCCUAAAGAGCUUUGCGUUAAAGUGAGAGAACCUCGGGGUAAAAGACCCACACCUCAAGUUAAACGGACAAAGAAACCUCUUGUAGGAAAAGAGGAGAUUCUCACCAAGCUAGAGACUCUUGAAAAGAAAGAAGAGGCGGUGAACUCUGAGGAAGAGCAGGACGAGGAGAAAAAGAAGACGAACGAGGAAGAAGAACAGGCAGAUGAAGAGGACUAUGAGGAAGACUUUGAAGAGGAUACCGACUACAUCAUGUCUUACUUUGACAAUGGAGAGGAGUUUGGAGGGGACAGUGACGACAACAUGGACGAAGCCACUUACUGAGAGACCGUAAGAGUGUUGAUAACACUGAAUAGACAAAAAGAGACGGCUUUGAGUUAUCUUCCCUGCGGACAUAGUUACAGUAUUCUAAUUACUUGUGGAGUCAUUGGCCAUGGGAACAAAGACAUUAACCGGUAUAGUCUAAAACAUGGAAAGAACAAUAUGCUGCUAUGUGAUAACCUAGAUCCAAGACAUGGAAGACGGUGACUGCUGGUGAAAACAGUGGCUCAAUGUAGACAUCUAGAGAGAAGAUUUUCUUAUUGUGUGUGGUGAUUUAAAGUGCCAAAGAUCCUAACUAGUCAUGCUGACUGUUCCCCUUUCUUCACCUAUGUUGAGGUGGUAAUGGGAGCUGAAGUAUUUACAGGAUAGUGAUGCCUUUUAUAACUUUAACGGAUUUGAUGGUUUUAAUUAACACGUACAAUUGCAGCAGUCUAUGGUUUUUAAAGUAAAGACAUGUUUUAGAGAGGUAUUUUAGCUUUUGUAAUUCCUUGGUGUAAGUCUCUUAAGUGUAUACGACAAUCAAAUGUUGGCUAAAGGCAUUGAAAACAAUAGUUGCAAUCCAAAAAAAUGUUGUGUAUUCUUUUUAAAUAUUUUUUUUCCUGUAAUGUCAAAUUAUGUUAUGCAAGUUGACAAUUUGAAAGUGUUGAAUUUGAAUCUAAAUACAUUUUAUAGCUCCAGAGUAAAUAUUUGUAUCAACCAA
This is a messenger RNA of Oncorhynchus keta (chum salmon), 1770 nucleotides long. Its product is annotated as DNA-directed RNA polymerase III subunit RPC7-like. The record is from RefSeq and is a predicted model, not a curated record. Bases 420 to 1073 code for a protein of 217 amino acids. The transcript has 8 exons. Gene Ontology annotation, cellular component: RNA polymerase III complex. Gene Ontology annotation, biological process: transcription by RNA polymerase III. Lineage: Eukaryota; Metazoa; Chordata; Actinopteri; Salmoniformes; Salmonidae.